GUUCCGGGAUGCUGGUCCUUUGCGUCUUGGGUGCCCUCUUGAUGCUGUUCCCACAGAUGCUCCUGGGGACCACUCCGGGUCUUUCCACGGUGGCUGUCACUGAUCCAGGGGUGCAGAGAGCCCUCUCCAACCUGGUGCGGCAAUACAAUCGCCGCAGAAGUGACACCCUCAACUAUUUCAAGGUGCUCCGUGUUGUGCAAGCGGAGCAACAGGUGGUAAAUGGGAAGCUACGUGAAUACCAUAUUAAGGUGACUAUGCUGAAAACAAUAUGUCUAAAGCAGAAACGUAGCUUGACGUUUAAAAGCAUCCAGAAGUGUGAGACGCUUCCAGGAUCUCAACAGAUAACACACGUCUACUUUAUUCUCGACGUUUCACAAGAACAUUGACAUUCCCUGCCUGUUGCCGAGCUGGACCUCCACAGGACCUCUUCUGCUCCGGCUAAGGAUUCUGAUUGUGUCCAGCAGCCGAGCAACAUCUGGGUUGCAAACUGGCUUCACACCAAGCUCUGCUUCUUCUGGCACCAAUCAAGAAUGAGACGGUUUGUUUCAGUCCAAAUUCACAUCUUCUGCGUUUCUGAGAUUGUUCCUUGACAUCCAGGGAUGCCUUUUCUUGCACUUCUCCUCCUUUCUAUCAUUUUCAUCUCUGAGCAGAAUCAAUAUUUUGCUAAUUCGGGUCAUUCAUCUUA
Messenger RNA from Pantherophis guttatus, 685 nucleotides. NCBI's taxonomy places the organism in Eukaryota, Metazoa, Chordata, Lepidosauria, Squamata, Colubridae. The record is from RefSeq and is a predicted model, not a curated record.